AUGGAGGCGGUCGCAGGCCCAGCUGCCGGUCCACACCGCGCCAAUUGGAAUCCGUGCGACCCCCAUCUUCUCCUGAUGAGUAAAAUUCUGGUGAGACGUCUGGUGGUACGUCUAGCUGCAUGUUUUAGUCGCGCCAGCCACCUGCGACCUCUCCCGUCUCCGAUCUUCUUUAUUUUGCUCUAACACUGGAUCCAGGUGGCGAAGGAGGAGGAGGAGGAAGAGGAGGAGGAAGAGGAGGAGGAAAGUGCACGCGAAAAAACACGCUGUCGAAAUAGUCGGGAACGGCGGUCGAACAGUCAUGGGUUUCUGUAG
This is a messenger RNA of Spirometra erinaceieuropaei, 312 nucleotides long. Lineage: Eukaryota; Metazoa; Platyhelminthes; Cestoda; Diphyllobothriidea; Diphyllobothriidae. The record is from the annotation of a GenBank genome assembly.